AUGUCUACUACAACAACCACCACCCGUGCCCCAAGCACGGGCAUAGACCUCACCAACCUCUCUCCCUCCCAGGACCCAGACUCCAGCUCCUUCUCCUCAGAGAUCAACGACCCCUACAACCUAGGCACACACAUCAAAUCCGACGCCGACAUACCGCGAAGCACCAACACCAGCACCCGAAGACGCCUAAUCCACCACAGCUUCACUCGUGGCGGCGCCAAAGAUGCAAAGCUCCAAGACUUUUACCGUGCCCAAAACGACAAGAUCCGCUCCUAUCUCAAGAGCGUAGACGACCACGAGCGCGAGGCAAAAGAGACGCAGGGCGACAAUAAUCUGAAGUACCAGAUCGCUGUAAAGGGUAGCUUAGCGGCCAAUGUCGUUCUCUCGGCGCUGCAACUUUACGCUGCGAUUACCUCUGGCUCGCUUUCGCUCUUCACCACCAUGGCCGACUCUGUCUUUGAUCCGCUCUCGGGUGUCCUGCUGCUGCUUUCUCAUCGCGCGGUGAAGAAGGUUGAUACGCAGAAGUACCCCUCUGGCAAAUCACGCAUCUCGACGGCGGGAAACAUCGUCUUCUCAUUCAUCAUGUUCUCCGUCUCGUUGGUCUUGAUCGUCAUGUCGGCUCGGGACUUGGCUGCUGGAUCUGAGGAGGAUACUAACGAGUUCCACUUCACAUCUGUCAUUGCCGUCGCCAUUGCGUUCGGGACGAAGUUCUGUUUGUGGCUGUACUGCUGGUCUAUCAAGGAUAUCUACUCCCAAGUUGAGAUCCUCUGGCGUGACCACCGCAACGAUCUCUUCAUCAACGGGUUUGGUAUCUUUACCUUCUCAGCUGGGAGCAAGAUCAAGUGGUGGAUUGAUCCCAUGGGCGCCAUUCUCUUGUCCUUUUUGAUUGCGGGGUUGUGGUUGAGGACUGCGUAUGAGGAGUUCCAGUUGUUGAUUGGGGUGUCUGCUGAGCCUGAGUUUUUGCAACUCAUCACUUACAUCGCCAUGACCCAUUCUCCCGAAGUCAAACAGAUUGACACUGUUCGCGCGUAUCACAGCGGGCCUCGCUACAUCGUUGAGAUCGACGUCGUCAUGGACCGCCACGAGAGACUUGAGAUUGCCCAUGAUGUUGCCGAGGCUUUGCAGAUCAAGAUUGAGAAACUUCCAGGAGUUGAGAGAGCUUUUGUCCACGUUGACUAUGAGACGAGUCACAAACCUGAACAUGACUUGAAGAAGGACCUAUGA
Messenger RNA from Colletotrichum phormii, 1224 nucleotides. Its product is annotated as cation diffusion facilitator 1. Gene Ontology annotation, cellular component: membrane. Lineage: Eukaryota; Fungi; Ascomycota; Sordariomycetes; Glomerellales; Glomerellaceae. The transcript has 4 exons. The record is from RefSeq and is a predicted model, not a curated record. Gene Ontology annotation, molecular function: monoatomic cation transmembrane transporter activity. Gene Ontology annotation, biological process: transmembrane transport; monoatomic cation transport. Bases 1 to 1224 code for a protein of 407 amino acids.